Tetrahymena thermophila SB210 is the source of this 816-nucleotide messenger RNA. Its product is annotated as transmembrane protein, putative. NCBI's taxonomy places the organism in Eukaryota, Ciliophora, Oligohymenophorea, Hymenostomatida, Tetrahymenidae. The transcript is spliced from 3 exons. The record is from RefSeq and is a predicted model, not a curated record.
AUGGAUGCUUUCUUUGCAGUUAAUUUUCUUUAUGAUAAAGUCUUAUAUUUUUGCUUUUUGUUUUAGCUUUUGUAUUUCAUAGCUUUAGAUGAUAAAUCAAUUACAUAAUGGAUAAUAUGGUCUGUUAUCAGUACAGCAAUCAUGAUUUAAAAUUUUUUAAGCUUUUUAUACAUCUACAAGAACAUUGAGCUUAAGAGUAAGUCUUUAGCUUACAUUCUUUGCUUAUUUAACUUAGGAGAGAUACCUUUACUUUAAAUUCAAUAGAAUAAUAGAUUUUAAUGCUUUAUCUAAUACAGUAUAAAUUUGAAAAGAUUAGUUUUUCUUGUUGUAGAAAUGGCUGGAUCUAUCACCCUUGCGUUCAUAUUAGAUCCAAAAUAAUUAAUCAUACCUAUGUUAGCAUACUUUUUCCCAAUUUAGAUGAUUUUGGCUUCUUUAUUUUAGCCUAAAAUAGUUGAAAGUAAACAUAUUCUAAAAAGUGCAUGGAUAAAAUUGUUUUUAGAAAUUAUUGGAUAAAUAGGAUAGUAAGGAUUAGUACUAAUCUAUAUAAUUCAUGAUUCUAAAUCUUUAAUUACCAUGGUUAUCAUAAAUUUAGGGCUCUCUGUUAUAUUUUUAGCUUUCACAGCUUAGUUUAUUUCUAAAAAUUACAAAGACGGCUACAUUUAUAUUUUCUAUUUAAUUGCAUUUUUUGGAUAUUUUGUAGAUAUUAGAAUUCCUUGUGUUUUAUAAGCUAAAAUUAUUGAUUAAUUAGAAGAAUGCGCUAAUAAUUCUGGCAUUGUCUAUAUUUUAAAUUAUAAUGAAGAUAGUUUCUCUUAUUGA